AUGGCUGAUCUUCAAGAUUGUUCAUCUCAACUCCAGAUCACUCUUGAUUUUCGUGGUCUUAUUCAAGCUAAAAAAGAUUGUACUCUACUUCUUCACAAAUUCUUGAAUAUUGAAGAAUCUUCUUUAAGGCAAAAGUUUAGAGUUAUGUGGCUGAAGCAAGCUUUGUGGGCUAUUGAUGAUGAUAAAGCUCCAGGUAUUGAUGGCGUUGAUAGUAAUUUCUUUAAGAAGGCUUGGCACCAUAUAAAACAUGAUAUUUUCUCUUCUGUGCUUUAUUUCUUUGAUUCUGGUGUUCUGUUACCUGAUAUUAACUACACUCUGGAUGCUUGUCAGCAGCAUCUGAAUCUUAAUGUGACAAGGAGGUCUUUUGAUGCUGAAGUUCAAAUUAUGGCUCUGAAGAGUAGGAGGAAAAUCCCACAAGCUCAGAGUAUCUUUGCUGUUGGUGCUUCCGUUUACAUAGGAUGCAUAUUGAUGACAUACGAUCAUUUGAACAGUACUGUAUUAUAUCCUCUGAAGACAUCAGGUGGGAGGGUGAGGAAUCUGGAAUUUCCCACAGAGGUGAUCGAGCUGGUCAAGGUCGUGGUUUUAAGAAGUCUUUCAGCCCGUGGUGGGGCUGUUAGUGGCGCAGGAAGAGGUUGUGGAACCUUAAAGAGCCAGCCUAAGAAGACUUUACGUUUUCCCCAGAAUGGCAUUGGAAGAAAAGGAUUGACAGAUAUCCAGUUACUUCAUACUGAUACUCUAAUUAAAGAGGUUGAGAAAGUUUUUAGUGCUAAUCAUCCUGAUCCAGCAGAGGUUGAGAAAGCCAAGAAAGUCUUGAAAGAGCAUGAACAAGCAUUGAUGGAAGCCAUUGGUAGGCUUCAGGAUGCAUCUGAUGGUGAAAGUGAUGGGGGAGAGAAUCCCUUUUCACAAGGACAAUCCAUGGACCGAGAGCAAGGAUGGAGGAAACAGCAGUAUGAUGAGAUGGGUGGCGAAGGUAGGGGAAUGGAAGGUCUAGAUGGUGAUAAAGGUCUAGUGACAUCGAAAAAGAAGCAAGAAGCUUAGCCUGUGUAAUAUCCAAAUAUGUUGUGCCUUCUCCCCCAUAACAUGUUUUAGUUAAAAUCUUGUUAUAUACUGGUGGAAAUGAAAUUCACUACUCAACAGAGGUUAGUCAGAGAAUAGGAAACAAAUAUAAUUUGGAGAAGGAAAGAUUUUAACUUUGUAUUUAUAGACCUACUUAGAUAUUUUUCUCUCACCCCUUCUGACAUUCUCUGCUAAUACCUGUUGCUAUCUGACCCCUAACAUAUUCCUCGACGUAAUCCUCUAGGUUUUUUGAUUCCUCUGGGUUUUUUGAUUCAUUGAAGUAGCAGAUAAUCUGGAAAAAGGAUGUAUCAGAAACGACCUUUCGUUUAUUGUAUGUUUAACCAGGAUUAUCUAUGGAACAUUAAGAUAAUAUUGCUGUAUCAGUUUUGGGGUGUUGACUUAAGUGUGAGAAUGAAUUUCAAAGAAAAUUUAGUCCAAGUUAUCUUAUAAACAAUCUGCAUGUAUAUUUUGGCCUGAGGUAAAUUAUGGUAACUUCAUGUGUGGGCUGAUGAAGGAGAAUAUUCGGUUAAAUAUUUACAUUAUUAUGAUAUUUAAUUUUGUCAUCGUUUCAGGUUAAUGGCAAAUGGGAGAAAGCGUGGCAUGGUACCUCAAGAGAAUGCAACCUCGUAUAUCGAGUAUGAUGAUGAUGGUAAUAGUACUAUCAAGGCACUGGUCCAACCUAUUCUCAGGAGAAAAUUAAUGAACUCAGGGAGUUGUGGAUUACAUAUGUCGGAGAUCAACACGAAGCACAAAUGAUGAAUGAGUUCUAACUUUCCGCCUAAUUUUUUUUAACCUUAAUCCACUUUUGGACAUACAUUAUAUUUUUGGAUUUGGAUAUUGAUAUCAUGUGGAUGUGGUUAUAGGAUAGAAUUGAUCUUGUUUAUGAUAUAGAUCAAUAUUGAUAUGUAUAUAUAGUAGUUUUUUUUAGAAGUUCAGAUUUAUGAAUAUUAGUUGAAUUAUUUUGUAAUAUAAAGAAUUUUGGAAGUUUGGAAUAUCAAUUCAAUUUAUUGGUUAA
This is a messenger RNA of Beta vulgaris subsp. vulgaris (sugar beet), 2071 nucleotides long. RefSeq lists its product as uncharacterized. Gene Ontology annotation, biological process: defense response to fungus. The record is from RefSeq and is a predicted model, not a curated record. The coding region runs from base 1 to 1038 and encodes 345 amino acids. Gene Ontology annotation, cellular component: nucleus. The transcript is spliced from 9 exons. Lineage: Eukaryota; Viridiplantae; Streptophyta; Magnoliopsida; Caryophyllales; Amaranthaceae.